AAAAGGAAAAUAGCAAAGUUUACAUAAUUUAUGGGGAAGGAGCUAUGUAGCACCGAUACGGGUACACGAAAACGCGGAAACACAGAAACGGGUACGAGGAUACUACAAAAACAAAAAAAAGUAGGAUACGGAUAGAGGGGUAUAUUUACAAAUAAUAAAAAUUAUGAGGUUGUAUUUAUAAAUAUUAAAAUUAUGAGGGUCUAUUUAUAAAUAUUAAGAAUUUUCAAAUUUUUUGAAAAUAUAUUAAUAUAUUAUCCUUUGACCGCUGUCCUGGCAUUCAAACAUUUCACAUUAUAAAAUGAUUAGAAGUAAAUUCAUAUUUUAUCUCAUAUACACUAGUGUUUCUCGAAAUAUAAACAUAAUCAAUAGUCAUAAAUUUAAAAUGAGAUACAAGUCAAACAAUGACAGUUUUGGAUUUAAAAGUGUAAGUAUUCAAAAUUCAUGGAUAAAGGAGAGAGAAAACAAUAUUCUAAUAUAAAAACUAAAAGUUCUAAUACAAAAUUUGCACCGAAGCAUCUUGGAUAAUGUAAAAUUUAUUUUUAGUUUUUCAUUUUUUGAGAAUUUUAUUAUGUAAAUUUUGAGUGUUUUUUUAAAAAAGUUGAUGCCUGUAUCCGUCAAAAUACGGGUAUUGAAAAUUUUAAAAUAAUUACAAAUCUACCUAGUACGUACCACCAUUUGAUUCCAAUCACAGACGAACCUCUUCACCGGAUGGGGCUGAAAAGCUGAAAGCCAAGGAGAGAAGGCAUAACGGAAAAAUGAUGAUACACUACUGUGUGCAAGGACCCGUUUGGAAGAACUCAACUACUAUGGCUUUCUCCCGCCGUUUCCAAACGGGUCCCUGGAAGAGCAGAGAAGCCAAUAAGCUCAAUUGCAAUGGGGAAGGCUUAAUGAGGAAGAAGGGAUGGAGAAAUGUCGUGGUGUGUCAAGGGUUCCUGUUACCGGUGGAUCCAUGGGCGCCCACUAUUGAUUCUCAGAGCAUAGCUUCUCAGCUCUUCGCUGUCUCCCUCUUCCCUUACCUCGGUUUUUUGUAUUUCAUCACCAAGUCCAAUACUGCCCCCAAGCUCACCCUCUUUGGCUUCUACUUUUUGCUUGCUUUCGUCGGCGCCACUAUUCCGGCAGGCAUUUAUGCAAAGGUGGAAUAUGGGACGUCACUAUCCAAUGUGGACUGGUUGCACGGAGGGGCUGAGUCGCUGCUUACCCUAACAAACAUAUUUAUCGUGUUGGGUCUGAGGGAUGCUCUUAGGAAGAAUAGAGAUGUGAAAGAAAUUGAAUCCAGUGGUUUUAUGAAGUCAAAAGAAGAAGAUAAUCCAAUUAUCUAAGAUAGCUAUUAUACAUCAUGGCAAGGUAGAAAAACAUUACCUUAAAAAAGCCGCUCUGUGGUUUCCUUGAUGUAUAUUGAUCGUGUUGUAUCUUAUUGUGUACGGAGUGCAAUAUAAUGGCAUCUAUCCCUUCAAAUAUUUAUGCUAAAGUCUCAGGUACAAAAGAAAGAUAUAGUUUUCAUUGUUUUUGCAGUAUUAUAGUUUUCUAUUCCUAUUAGGUGUGAAGUUCUGGAUUCCUGUUCCUACAGAGUUUAGCUGUUUAGGUUCAUUAUUUAUCUAUAAUUCUAUAUAAUCGCUGUAAUUGUCUCUAGCAAUUGAGAUGUUGUAUGUUCACAAGUCCACAGUCCUUUGAUUAAAAAGCAGG
Molecule: messenger RNA, 1683 nt
Organism: Cuscuta epithymum
Lineage: Eukaryota; Viridiplantae; Streptophyta; Magnoliopsida; Solanales; Convolvulaceae
Source: the annotation of a GenBank genome assembly